Molecule: messenger RNA, 1307 nt
Organism: Thunnus maccoyii (southern bluefin tuna)
Lineage: Eukaryota; Metazoa; Chordata; Actinopteri; Scombriformes; Scombridae
Gene: dhrs9
Product: dehydrogenase/reductase (SDR family) member 9
Exons: 5
Coding region: 227-1186 (319 amino acids)
Molecular function (GO): oxidoreductase activity
Source: RefSeq, a predicted model, not a curated record
GCGGGUGGGGGAAAAAACAUGGAUGGAAAAAGGUCCUUCAGAGAAGGGCUUAUCUAAAGGCCACGGGAGGGCAUCUGAUUUACCCGGAUGUUUCAGUAAAAAUGCUCUAAAUAAACUUUUAAGAAGGAACAAACUUUGUACCCAUGUCCACCUCUUAACUUACCUCUGCAGGGUCACAUCCUGCUGCUCUUCAAUGCGACUCUGACUGCAGAAAAUAUACAUAAAAAUGUUCCUGUAUAUCCUCGGACUCGUGGCCCUUUGGUUUAUCUAUCGUUGGUUCAAGGAGUCCAAAAGAGUGCCGAACAAAGAAGAUAAAUAUGUCUACAUCACUGGCUGUGACUCUGGGUUUGGUAAUCUCCUCGCAAGACAUCUGGACAAGCUGGGCUUCCGCGUGGUCGCCGGUUGUUACACAGAGAAGGGUGAGGACGAGCUGAAGAAGAUCUCCUCUGACAGACUGACUACCACUCACCUGGACGUCACCGACUCUGAAAGUGUCAGCAAAGCAGCAGCUCUCAUCAAGACUCUGGUUGGACAGAAAGGACUUUGGGCUGUCGUGAACAACGCAGGAAUCGCUCUCCCAUCUGGUCCCACCGACUGGCUCACCAUCGAGGAUUACAAGCCCAUGCUGGCUGUCAAUCUGUGUGGUGUCAUCGACGUAACGCUGAGCGUCCUCCCUCUCAUCAAGAAGGCCAGAGGCAGAGUGGUCAACGUCGCCAGUGUGUUUGGGCGAAUCAGCCCGUUCGGCGGGCCUUACUGUGUCUCCAAAUACGGAGUGGAGUCCUUCAAUGACAGUCUGCGUUUAAACUUGGCACCUUUCGGAGUCAAGGUCUCAGCCAUUGAGCCAGGCUUCUUCAAAACAAACGUCACUGAUACAGAGAUGGUGAAAAACAACCUGAAGAGGCUCUGGGACAGAUUACCUCAAGAAAUGAAAGACGACUAUGGACGUGGCUUCUUGGACACAUCCCUUGAGAAGGUGGAUGAAAAUUUUGCGCAGCUGACGGACGGGAACCUGAUGAAGGUGGUCGGCUGUAUGGAGCACGCCAUCUCCGCCGUUCAUCCUCGCACCCGCUACUCUCCUGGAUGGGACGCAAAGUUCAUAUGGUUGCCUCUGUCAUACAUGCCGACCUUCAUCUCAGACAGACUUUUCCUUAAAAACAGCCCCAUGCCAAAAGUAUCAGUCCUGUAGUUUCUGUCAAAUCUGAGAAAUUUGUCUCCCUAAAAGAAGAUCAAUGUCUGUUAUUUUUACUGCAAUAAAUAUUGACACCAUAUAACAAUAUCUUGUUGAAUAAAACAUGUUUGGCUCUUCA